GGUGGCCCCCGCGGCGCGCUCCCUUGCAGGUUCCACGAGCGCCCCGCGGCUCCAGGCGGCCGGACUCCUGGGCACCAUGGAGUGGGUGUGGGCGCUCGUGUUGCUGGCGGUGCUGGGCAGCGGCCGGGCGGCCACACGCGACUGCCGCGUGAGCAGAUUCCGAGUCAAGGAGAACUUCGACAAGGCCCGAUUUGCAGGGACCUGGUAUGCCAUGGCCAAGAAGGACCCCGAGGGCCUCUUUCUGCAGGACAACAUUGUGGCAGAGUUCUCCGUGGAUGAGAAUGGCCAGAUGAGCGCCAAGGCCAAGGGCCGAGUCCGCCUGCUGAAUAACUGGGACGUAUGUGCAGACAUGGUGGGCACCUUCACUGACACGGAGGACCCUGCCAAGUUCAAGAUGAAAUACUGGGGCGUUGCCUCCUUUCUCCAGAAAGGACACGAUGACCACUGGAUCAUCGACACGGAUUAUGACACCUAUGCUGUGCAGUACUCCUGCCGACUCCUCAACCUUGAUGGCACCUGCGCUGAUAGCUACUCCUUCGUGUUUGCCCGGAACCCCAAUGGCCUGACCCCUGAUGUGCAGCGAAUCGUGAGGCGGAGGCAGGAGGAGCUGUGCCUGGCCAGGCAGUACAGGCUGAUUGUUCACAACGGUGAGUGGUGGGCAGAACCUCCAGCUCCCCCAGCUUGGGCAGGGAGUUUGGAACUACAAGAAAGAGGAAAUAGGGAGUCUGAUCUGAGAAGCCUCCUGGAAGCCCAAGUCUUGGUCUUCACUACAUGUAUCAUGGAGCCAGGCAGGAAAGAACAAGGGUCUUUCUUCCAUCUGUGGUACCCAUUUUGA
This is a messenger RNA of Suncus etruscus (white-toothed pygmy shrew), 835 nucleotides long. It is a transcript of the gene RBP4, whose product is annotated as retinol binding protein 4. Bases 77 to 835 code for a protein of 252 amino acids. The transcript has 5 exons. Gene Ontology annotation, biological process: retinol transport. The record is from RefSeq and is a predicted model, not a curated record. Gene Ontology annotation, molecular function: retinol binding; retinol transmembrane transporter activity. Lineage: Eukaryota; Metazoa; Chordata; Mammalia; Eulipotyphla; Soricidae.